AUGUGGGAGUUAUUCACUUCACCCACUCCAAAAUUAGAGGUCAAUUUACAGGAUGUGGAAAAAUGCUUGAAGAAACUUUAAAGGAAAUAAAAGAAGGUACAACAAAAAUAGAUGACAUUCCUAGAAUAAAAGUAAUAUUUGAUGGAAACAGAUAUUAUUCUAUGA
Messenger RNA from Tetrahymena thermophila SB210, 165 nucleotides. RefSeq lists its product as hypothetical. The record is from RefSeq and is a predicted model, not a curated record. The transcript has a single exon. Lineage: Eukaryota; Ciliophora; Oligohymenophorea; Hymenostomatida; Tetrahymenidae.